AUCAGCGCUUGCUUUUGACAGGAGCACGAGCGCGCCCUCCCGUGUCGCGAUCCUUUGAAAAGGUGUCUGACUCUGAACAAAAGUUCUUGCAUGUGCGCAAAAGCCUAGGCCCAGGGUCAAACGCUGGUUGAUCCUCUUCACUAUUUGUUGUAGAAGCUGCCUGCGGGCUGCUGUUAGACACGUCACGCUGCCAAUGAGAGCAGCUGAGACAUCUUGCACAGACAUCAGCAGCUUGCUUUUAACGACAAUCUGAACAAAAGCAAAGAGUCUGAGGCGCUUCUUGAGAAGGCUUCCCAAAAGAUCCAAAACGUGUUGAGUCAAUCAUGGCGUUGCAGGGCCAUCAGCAGCGUUGCGCUAAGCAGGAAAGGGAAGCAAUAAGCGCGUUUUUCGAUGGAAAACUAUCCCCCCAAACAGUUGACCUCCUUGUCCAUGGAGGCUUCACAGCCUCCGUCUUUCAACGGCUCAGGAAACAUGAGCUGCCAACGCUAUCUCGUGUCUUGAAUGAGCUCCACAUCAAGCUCUCUGACCAAGAAAGAGAGGCCAUGGAGCAAUGCGCUGAAUGGAACUCUAUCCCAGUGCCGAGCGGGGAGAAAAGUACGUGCCAAGGAAGCGUUGUUCGACCCGACGAGCAGGAGCUCGUAAAGUAUCGCCAGAGGGCCUCUGGUUGGGUUGACAAGGACCGUUACUUAAGCGAGUACCUGGCAUUCGAAGGCCAGGCAUCCUACGGGCAGGAAGUGGACAUCGAAGCAGGGUGGGGCGCUUCUCGUGACGAGAAACAAACUUCGAAUGACAUGGGAGACCAACCGGGUUGUUUGCGACUUGGCCCACUCUUCUUGACAAAGGAUGACAGGCACUUGAGCUUUGCUUUGCAAGAGGUGGACGCGGACUCGGAUCCACAAGCUAAAGAGUUCGACCGCCUCAUCGUGAACGCUGCCAUGGCAACUAGGGAGCUGAAUACGAUUCUGAAGGCAGGAGCGUCUGAUCGGCCGCGCCAAAGGAAGACGUACGAUCCAUCAAGAGUGCUGUUUGUUCGUUCGUAAGUGGGGGUCAGAGAACGCGGUCGUGAACGUUGGCAAAGCAGACAAACUGUAUCGCCAGAAGUCAAACAGCGGAUCUCUAUUUAUGAAUUGCGAGUAACAGUGAUUGAAAGCAUGCAGCCUUCAGAAACUUUGCCGCUUCGCAUGAGAGAGAGGUGGCACGCGUGUCAAAUAAGAUGAUGAAAAUGCCGCCUGGCAGCUGCAG
Klebsormidium nitens is the source of this 1242-nucleotide messenger RNA. The record is from the annotation of a GenBank genome assembly. Lineage: Eukaryota; Viridiplantae; Streptophyta; Klebsormidiophyceae; Klebsormidiales; Klebsormidiaceae.